Messenger RNA from Pseudophryne corroboree (corroboree frog), 1278 nucleotides. It is a transcript of the gene MED7, whose product is annotated as mediator complex subunit 7. The coding region runs from base 164 to 880 and encodes 238 amino acids. The transcript has 2 exons. Gene Ontology annotation, molecular function: transcription coregulator activity. Gene Ontology annotation, biological process: regulation of transcription by RNA polymerase II. The record is from RefSeq and is a predicted model, not a curated record. Lineage: Eukaryota; Metazoa; Chordata; Amphibia; Anura; Myobatrachidae. Gene Ontology annotation, cellular component: mediator complex.
UGCGCUGUCUGAUGUCUAUACGAGAGAGCGGGGAGGGGGAACAGUGCCCCGAGACUCGUCACAUCCGGGAAGCUGUGUUCCCGGGACUGCGCUGUGAGUGCGGCUGAGCGUUGUGCCGGGAGCCAGGGGCUGCAGGUACGGUCAGGGAGAGCCUUGCUGUGCGAUGGCGGCAGGUUCUCUUUCACCCUUCACCAUGGGCGAGCCCCAGCAAGUGAGUGCUCUUCCUCUACCUCCGUUGCAGUACAUCAAAGAAUAUACAGAUGAAAAUGUCCGCAAGGGUCUGGUCCUUAAGCCACCAACCCCCAUUAAGGACAGCUACAUGAUGUUCGGAAACCAGUUUCAGUGUGAUGAGCUGAUCAUCCGCCCCUUGGAGAGCCAGGGCAUCGAGCGGCUCCACCCACAGCAGUUUGACCACAAAAAGGAGUUGAGGAAACUUAACAUGUCCAUCCUCAUCAACUUCUUGGACCUGCUGGACAUUUUGAUACGAAGCCCUGGCAAUAUACGGCGGGAGGAGAAACUGGAGGACCUGAAGCUACUGUUCGUUCACAUGCACCACCUUAUUAAUGAGUACCGGCCCCACCAAGCCCGCGAGACCCUACGAGUGAUGAUGGAAGUGCAGAAACGUCAACGUCUGGAGACUGCAGAGAGGUUUCAGAAACACCUUGAGAGAGUGGUGGAGAUGAUACAGAACUGCCUGGCUUCAUUGCCGGAUGACCUACCUAUGACUGACGGUGGCGUCACCAUUAAAACUGAACCUAUGGAGAUGCAGGAUGCCAGUUUAGACCAGCAGGACAUUCCUCCGGAGGAAGCUGCCUCUGUACAAGAGCCCACCGCAGAUAAGGAUGCCGCCAUGUGUGUUCUCAUUGAUGAAAUGACAUAGGUGACGUUUCAAGCACUUUCAUGUGAUGAUUUAUGUAUGUUAUGUUGUUCUGUCACAUACUCUGCCUUAUGGGCCCGGCACCAUCGCUCUGUCAUGGACCUAUUGAUGAGAGUUUGACAGGCAUGCAAAAGCAGUACGGACACAAUUGUAUUUAUGGAACUGCUGUGCUGAAUUAAAUAGACUUUCUCAGGAAUUUAUCACACGUGGAGUUGAAAUAUUCCAUUUGCAUCCUAAAUCCUUCCCAAUAAGUGUUAAACCCCCCCUCCCCCUUCCCACCAUUUCCUCAAGCUUUGUGUAAACUUUUUUUUUUUAUGCACCUAGUGAGUGUUUUGUUGCCUAAUAAGGUGGUCAAAGUUCUUCAGUUUUCUUUCCUUGAGUAAAGAUUACAUUCUGUAAAA